Molecule: messenger RNA, 5874 nt
Organism: Gallus gallus (chicken)
Lineage: Eukaryota; Metazoa; Chordata; Aves; Galliformes; Phasianidae
Gene: CEP152
Product: centrosomal protein 152
Exons: 28
Coding region: 147-5501 (1784 amino acids)
Biological process (GO): centriole replication
Cellular component (GO): centrosome
Source: RefSeq, a predicted model, not a curated record
GUCGAUCAGGGCGGCGGGCGCCGUUCGGUUGUCAUGCGGAAAAGCGGCGAGGCCGCCGUUGUUGCGUUGGAGGGGAAGCGGGCGGCCGUCCGUCUCUCCCCGCGCCUCAGGUUUUCCCGGGUACUGGAAAAUACUGUUGGAGCACAAUGUCCCUCGACUUUGAUAGUGGAGCACUACAAACUCAACACGAAGAUGAAGACUAUGAUCAAGAGGACUAUGCGAGAGAACAAGAGUUGCAACAGCUGUUGACAGACCUUCCCCAUGAUAUGCUGGAGGACAGUGGAGACCAGCUCUCCAACUAUUCAGACUCAAGCAUUCAUGAAACUGAGGAGCAAUCACAGGAAGCUCGAAAGCCUGAUGGAAGGUGGAAUGAUCAUCUACUGAUAAAUGAUGCUCAAAAUGGUUAUGAGCAAGGACAAAAUCUGUACCCUGACCAAUUCUUGUGUGACCAGCAAAAUGACCACGUUGAAAAACAUGCCAAGAAUUGGAAUGGCCUACAUAGCAGUGAACAGAUGAAACAUUUAUAUGAUGUGAAAGAAGAUUACUCUGGCCAAAACAGUCAAGAGGAUCCAGAUGAUAUCUAUCUUGAUAGAGAUGGAUUUAAUGCUCCAGGUUGCUACCAACAGAGCAAUUUAUAUCAUCUUCCUGAGAACUUCAGACCAUACACUAAUGGCCAUAAUCCAGAAUUUAACAGUCAACAGAAUCAAAUAAUAAACUUUCCUGAUGCUCCAAAGGAACAUCUUAAGCAGCCUUUUGUUACAUCUGAAGUUGUUAGUGGCCAGUCAGCAGAAUCUUACAAAGUGAUGUAUAAACCAUACCAAAAUGAUGUUCAUAAAAAAAUUCCAGUAACCCAAGAAGGAAUGAGAAGAAACGAAGUGUUUGAAGAUUUGCAUCAUGAAUUCUCAGGCAAUGAUGAAAAUUCUUCAGAGAACAUGCAGAUUCUUCAACUUAAAGCUCUAAAUAAAGCAAGAGAGAGACGAGUGGAAGAACUUAAUGAAAAGCUAGAAAAGAGUGCGCAGCAGAUUAGGUAUUUGAGUCAUCAGCUUUCAAUGGUCACAGAUGAAAAGGAUGGUUUGGCUGUUAGUCUUCAUGAAUCUCAAAAACUCUAUCAGAAUGGAAAAGAACGGGAAGUGUACCUUGAAGGCCAAAUAAAGGCGCUUGAAACUCAAAUUCAGACUCUUACUACCAAUGAGGAGCAGAUACUGAAGCAAUCCAGAGUGGCAGAGGUAGCCAUGGAAAGCAUGCAGAAGCAGCUGUUAGAACUUCAGCGAUCAGACACUCUUCAGCGAGCCAGAGAACAGCACGAUGCUAUUGUUACAGCACUCAAACAGAAGCAUGAGAAGCAAGUAGUAUCAUUAGAGCAGAAACUCGAUGCGACAAAAUCUGCACUACAGGAGCAGAAAGAGCUUUGCCAAAAUCUAGGAGAGCGUGUUAAGGAACUUGAGAAAAUGCUGGAAGAAACCAAAUGUGAGAAAACUGAAAUAAUAAAUCGAUUGACAAGAAGUCUUGAAGAAAGCCAAAAGCAGUGUGCAAACUUACUGCAAACAGGCUCGAUACAGGAGGCAAAUCAGUUACGGUUUCAGUUGCAACAAGCUCAGUCCGCACACACGAUAAGCAAUGACCUGAACAAGGCUUUGCAGGAAGAAUUAAGGGAACUGAAGGAAGAAAUAACUUUGUAUGAAUCUGCUGCCAAACUUGGAGUAUUUUUGAAUGAUGCAGGUGGAGAGCUGCAUACGAACCUCAGUGAUUCCUGUGUAGAUUUGGGGAUUAAAAAAGUCAGCAAGAAUAACUCAAGGUUCUGCAGCAUAAUACAGAACAGAGACAAGGAUAAAGAACUCUCUAAAGACGAAAUUAUUGUAGAAUUAAAAGCUGAACUGGAACGCUUAUUGAGCAGUAAUAAAAUGAAGAGAAACCAGAUUACUCAAUUACAAAAUGAUCUUAAAGAUUGCCAGAAGAAGUUAGAGGAAUUCAAGCAGUUGCUGAAAGCAGAAAAAGCAUCAAAAGAGUCGGAGCCAGUGACAAAUCAAAAUGAUGCUUUGGUGGCCAGUCCAUUAGUUUCUGAUAAUCUUAAGGAAGAAGUUUUGAGACUCAGAAAGGCAAAUGAAGCUUUGCUUAGAGAAGUUCAGAAUCAUGCUUUGACUAUUGAAGAACUGAAAGAAAAUGAGAAAAAACUGAGAAGCUCAAACCAGGAUCUCUGCUGUCAGAUGAGAAAGAUGGUUCAAGAGUUUGAUGAGGAUAAACAAGAAGCCAUUGACAGGUGUGAAAGAACAUACCAGCAACACCAUGAGGAUACAAAAGCCCAGUUUGAGAAGGACAUGAUGCAGAGGUAUGCUGCAGAAAAACAGCAGCUUAUUCAAAGUUAUGAAGAGACAGUCUUGCAGCUGAAGGCUACCAUAGAGGAGCUGAACAGAGAGAUGACCACAGUGAAGGAAUGUUACAUAGCAGUCUGUGGUGAGAAGGACACCUUGGAAACUACUUUAAGACAGACGUUUGCACAUGAGCAGCAGAUGAAAGAAGAUAAGCUCAAGAAACAGCUUAUAGAAGAAAAAGAAGAGUCACUUAAAAUUCUGAGAAGUGAGCUUGAGGAGAGAUACAAUAAUUCUAUUACUGAAGCAAAGAGGCAGUGGGAGAAAGAAAAAGAAGUGCACAUUGCAAAGGAAGUUGCAUUUGCUAAAGUGCAGUGGGAAAAGGAGGAAAAGGAGAAGAAAGAAGACGUCAUUGCGAAGAUAGAAAGACAAUGGCAAAAUAGACUGGAAGAAAUAAAAAAAACUAUGUUUGAAUGUAAGGACUGCAGCAGCCAAACAGAUAGAGUAACAUGUGUGAGUGAUGCUUCAACUGAAGAGUUAGCAAGGAUUGUUGAGGAUCAGAAGCUGCAGAUCCAGAAGGCUCUGAAAGAAAAAAAGGCCUCUGAAGAGGCCUUAAAAGAACUUGAAAUAGAACUUGAAAGUAAAUACCGUAAACGUCUUGCCAGCCAGGUUGAAGCAGCUUUAACCCAAGCACAUGCCAGAUCACUGCAGGAAUUAACAGACCUCAAGGAGUACGAGUUGGCUUUGGCUUUUUCUUCUGAUGAAUUAAAAUGGAAGAAGGAACGUGAGUGUACAGAGCAGUCCGGAUCGAUAAUUCGAGAACUUGAGGAAAAAGUAGUUUCUCUCAAGAAAGAGUUGGAGCUAAAGGAAGAAGAAAUCCCUGUGACUAUCAAAGCAGCAGUAGCAAAAGCCCGUGCUCAGUGGAACAAAGAAAAGCAAGAAGAAAUUGCACAAAUACAAGAGCAAAAUGAGAGAGACUACAGAUCGUUCUUAGAUGAUCACAGAAACAAGAUUAAAGAGGUACUUGCAACAACAAAGGAGGAUCUUGCAAAGCAGGUGAAUGAUCUUUCUGCUCAGAAGGAGGCAGAAAUGAAGAUGAUACUAGACCAAAAGCAGCGAGAGUGGGAGGCUCAGGAAACAAAGAGACUUCAGGAUGAAAUUAAUCGGUACGAGGAGAAGACUCUGAUUGAGCUUGAGUGUUUGUUGAGAGAAGUCCACGAAGAGCUAGUUAAAAGCACCUAUAGUCAGCAUUCUUGGGAGGAGAGAGAUCCUGAUGCUUCUGUUGAAUUAAAUCAUCAGCGCAAGGACAAACUGAAGGCAUGCUUACAAAAGGCCUACAGAAGGACAGUUCACAAAAUUCUGGAAAAGCAUGAGCAAGAGUGGAAAGAGAAGAAUGAAGAGCUACUGAAUAAUGCAAAUAAAGAAGUGUGCUGCUGCAUGCAAGGAGGCGAUGGAGAAACUGGGGACAUGGCAAGAUCUCCUUUGUACAACACUGGACAGCAAGCAGAAACACAAAGAAGGCUGAGGAGACGGCAUAGAAGUGGAACAGAUGGAGUUGAGCAAGGUGCAAAAAAGGACCUCUGGUCUCAGGAAGUUUUGUGCUGUAAACACUGCAGCCAGGAGCUGGAAAAGAAAGAGACUGUGUGCCAGGACUUGAAAAGAGAGUUGGAGACAGCUCGCAAGCGUCUUCAUCUCUCUGUGAGGGAGCAGAGAGCAAUGUCAGAGCAGGUCCAAGAAAACAAGAAGCUUGUGGAAUCUCUAAUCGCAGAAAACACUGAGAUGAAGGCUAGACUGAAAGACGUGGGCACAUCACCAAGGUUGCAGUCCAAGGGAAGUGUCUCAAAAGCCUGUUCAUCCUGUGGCUCUGUGAAAGGACUGGAAGAAAUGCGUGCUCAGUACAUUAAAUCUGUGAGCAAGAUAAAGAAGCUGUCCCUGAUGAAGUGUGUUCCUGUAGGUGAUAUGCUGUGUUAUAUCCGUGAAAGUAAGGAGAGGGCUGCUGCAAUGAUUAAAGCGGAGGUUCUCAGGGAGCGCCAGGAGACGGCACGGAAAAUGCGGAAGUACUACUUGACGUGUCUUCAACAGCUUCUUACUGAUAAUGGGAAACAGGAAGGUGCAGAGUCUGGAGAUCUUCAAUUUUUGUCAUGUUCUCUGGUUAUCGGCAGAGCUGAAAAGAAAAUAAUGAAUGCUGCCAGCAAGCUUGUUACAAUGGCUAAAGGACUGGAAACACCUCUUCGACACACACUGCAGUGCAGAACUACCCGCUCAGCUCUGCUCUUAAAUUCUGACCUGCCAACUGGAGUGGAAUACGCAAAAAGAGAUUGCCUGUCUCAGACUAGGCCAAACCAUAUGGAAAACAAAUCUUGUGGCAAAAAUACUACUGAAGAAGCUAAUGAUAAAGUUGUUCGGAAAUAUGUACCACGUGACUUGAGACAACAAUUUGGUGCAAGACAGACUGAAACACAACAUAUGCUUCAUGAAACAGAUACUUCAGAUAUUCAGAAUAGUAAUAUUUGUAAACAUCUAGUUAGUGCUGGAAUAGAUGGGCUGUCAAAGAUUCUUCCAAAUGUAGAUGGAAGGAAAGAAAAAUACAGCCCCCUCGUAAACCUGGACAAAGAACUCUUGUGUGCAACUAGUAAUUUUGUGCAUCCGAAUGUCCCUCCAUUUGCUUGUCAAGGACAGUUAGAAAAUAUAGAUGCAGCCAGACUUAAAAAUGGCCCUGCCAUCUCAGGGUCAACUCAUCACAUGCUUAAGAGUAAAAAUGAAAGAACAACCUUGAAAGUAGAUAAAUGUAUCCUCUCACAUGGGACCUGGCAAACUACGUAUGAAAGAAUUCAGGACUUUGAUUUUCACAGAACUCCUGAGAGGGAUGAAGGAAGCUGCAGUGAAUGGAGUUCUGCGAGUGGGAGUUUGCAUCUGGAUGGUUCUGAUAAGUCCGCAGUGUAUCCUGAAGAAAAGCCCAGUACUAAUGAACAGAGGCAGAGUGUGUACUGUGAAGAAUCAUUUUCUGCUGGAGAUGAAAAUUUUGGUACUUCUUGGAGAGAGCUCACUAAUGGCAAUGUCAAAAAUUUCAAUGUAAAAAACAGCCCUAUAGUUUACAAUAGAGACGAACUGAGGUCACACUCAGAUCAUAUUUCAUCUCUUGGGCCUGACAAAACAAAUUCUGCCAACACAAGAACUAAUACACUGCCAAUCUGAAAUACAGGAGAAUGCUGCAACAAUACUUCGAAAGGAAUGGCAUGGGAUCCCCAGUCUCCUUAGCAAGGCACUGAUUCUCAUAGCCCACUUUAAGUAAAAAAUAAAAAAAGAAAACAACUUGAACCAAUAUUAGUGAUAACACAUUUUUUUUCCCUUUCAAGUGAGUAUAAAUGUAAGUGUGAAGAAAGGAAGUUACCCAGUUUUACUGGGUCCAUUUCAUGACCUAUGUUACAGUUUGAGACUGUUGCAUGAAGAAACUCUAUGCGAUCACUUGAAAUAUUAAUGUACACUUUUGUUUACCUCUGUAACAAUGCUUUCAUAGCUGUUCAUAGUGUAUUAUGUGCUUUUAUUAAAAAUCUAUUUUUUUAUUAAA